AUGGUUGCCAUCCGCACUCUGAGCCUUGCGCUCCUCCUGACAGGGGCCCUGGCUAUGCCCUCCCCCCAGGACGCUACUGCACCCUCCUCGGCAGCCCCCACCCCGCUCCCCAGUACGGCCGCCAGCUCCCCGGAUACGGCCGCUUCCCAGUUGGACCAGCUGGCCGACUUCGCGUACAACGUCACCACCGACAACGUAUCGAACAACGAAGCCACAAAGCGUGGGAGCUGCUCGCUCAGCAACCUGCGCAUCCGGCGUGACUGGAGAUUCUUUUCGUCCUCGCAGAAGAAGGCAUACAUCAAGUCGGUUCGGUGUCUGCAGCAGCUGCCUGCGCGUACCCCGUCCAGCGUCGCCGCCGGCGCAAAGACUCGCUAUGAUGACUUUGUCGUGACGCAUAUCCAGCAGACCUUGAACAUCCACUACACUAUCCCGGCGAGCUCGACUGUGCCGACUAACCUUAAAAGGGAACUUUCCUGGCCUGGCACCGCUACUUCAUCUACCAGUUCGAGCAAGCCCUGCGCGAUGAGUGUGGAUACACCGGUGACUACCCGUAAGCAUUACUCCCUGCCAGUGCAGCGUGAAGCCCCGUCUGACCAUGACGACAGAUACUGGAACUGGCCUGCGGACUCCAACUCCUUGGAAACCUCCCCGGUCUUCGACGGUAGCGACACCUCCAUGUCGGGCAACGGCGCGUACGUCGCCGACAAGGGGGACAUCGCCCUGACGAUGGGCAACUACCCGAUCGUCUACCUCCCCGCCGGCACAGGCGGCGGCUGCGUCACCAGUGGGCCCUUUGUCAACUACACCGUCAACCUGGGCCCCGCGGCGCUGAACCUUCCCGGCGGGGGAAUGACCGCCCAACCCAACCCCCUUGACUACAACCCGCGGUGCCUGAAGCGCGAUCUCACCACCGCGAUUCUCCAGCGCUACGCCAACGCCCCCGCCGUCGUGAAACUCAUCCUCGAGAACAAGAAUAUCUGGGACUUCCAGAUGGUCAUGCAGGGCGUCCCCGGCAGCGGCUCCAUCGGCGUCCACGGCGGCGGCCACUACUCCAUGGGCGGCGACCCCGGCCGUGACGUGUUCGUCAGCCCUGGGGAUCCGGCCUUCUGGCUGCACCACGGAAUGAUCGACCGGGUGUGGUGGAUCUGGCAGACCCUGGAUCUGAAGAACAGGCUGUAUGCUAUCUCGGGGACGGGCACAUUCAUGAACCUUCCGGCGUCGCCUAAUACGACGCUCAGCACGAUGAUUGAUCUCGGGUAUGCCAAUGGGGGGUCGGUUGCCAUGCAGGAUCUGAUGAGUACGAUUGAUGGGCCUUUCUGCUAUGUUUACCUGUAG
Molecule: messenger RNA, 1335 nt
Organism: Aspergillus udagawae
Lineage: Eukaryota; Fungi; Ascomycota; Eurotiomycetes; Eurotiales; Aspergillaceae
Product: tyrosinase family protein
Exons: 2
Coding region: 1-1335 (444 amino acids)
Molecular function (GO): oxidoreductase activity
Source: RefSeq, a predicted model, not a curated record